AUGCGCACUCACACGGGGAUCGGCCUUUCAUCUGCAAAGAGUGCGGCAGGAGGUUUGUGGAGCGCAGCGGCUGGGCGACAGCACAUGAAGAUACACAAUGGGGAGAAACCAUACAAAUGUCAGGUGUGUUCAAAAGCCUUUUUAAGGUCACAACCACCUCAAGUGCACUUAACCACCCACUCUGGGAAGAAGGAGUAUUCCUGUUCUGAAUGUGGAAAGCAGUUUGGACUCAAGGCGAGUCUGGAUCUUCAUGUGAGUACUCAUUCCUCAGAGAGACCCUUCCACUGCACUGUGUGCAAGAAGAAAUUUAACACACGGAAGAACUUGAGGGUCCACACUAAACUCCACACCAGAGACAAAGCCCACCAAUGUGGCAACUGUGGGCUGAAAAUGGGGGAUCUUGGAGCUUUGAAAAUCCACUUGAGGACGCACACCGGAGAGCGGCCCUACCAUUGCACGGUGUGCGACAGCAGGUUCAUUCGCCUUUCACACCUUAGAAACCAUCAGCGCACCCACACUGGUGAGAGGCCCUACAAAUGUGAUGAAUGCAGCAAGAGUUUUGCUCAGUCGGGCGACCUGGCCAAACAUAAGAGGACACAUUCUGGGGAAAAGCCCUUUGAGUGUCCGGAGUGUCAGCGCCGUUACACUUCCUCUGGGGAUCUAGGAAAGCACAGGAGGAGCCACAGUAACCUGCGGCCCUACACUUGUCAAGAGUGUGGAAAAUGCUUUCGCUUGUCGGGGCACUUGAAGACUCACAUGUUGACUCACACAGGAGAGAAACCGUUUUCCUGUCCUAAUUGUCUCCGAAGGUUUGCUCGCUCUCACCACCUCUCUGGACACGUAGCUAAAUGCCGCUGA
Thalassophryne amazonica is the source of this 858-nucleotide messenger RNA. Its product is annotated as oocyte zinc finger protein XlCOF6.1-like. Gene Ontology annotation, biological process: regulation of transcription by RNA polymerase II. Gene Ontology annotation, molecular function: DNA-binding transcription factor activity, RNA polymerase II-specific; RNA polymerase II cis-regulatory region sequence-specific DNA binding. Lineage: Eukaryota; Metazoa; Chordata; Actinopteri; Batrachoidiformes; Batrachoididae. The coding region runs from base 1 to 858 and encodes 285 amino acids. The transcript has a single exon. The record is from RefSeq and is a predicted model, not a curated record.